AAUGGAAAUCACAGAAGAAUAACUAAUUCAAGAAGCAAUUAAAGCCAAAGAAAGAGCAUAUUGCCCAUAUUCAAAUUUUAGAGUAGGAUGUUCUUUAUUGACAAAAAAUAACAAAUUAUAUACAGGAUGUAAUGUCGAAAAUGCUAGUUAUGGGCUCUGUGUUUGUGCUGAACGUGUAGCGAUAUGCAAAGCUGUUAGUGAAGGGGAUCGUCAAAUUUCAACUAUUGUAGUUUCAUGGUAUAUUUCUAAUAUUAUAAAUAGUGAUACAUAAGAGCCUACAUUUCCUUGUGGUAUGUGUAGAUAAACAAUAAUUGAAGUAAAAACACCUUUAAUCCAUAGUUUUGCUAUUCUGGCAAUGAUAUUAAAAUUAUUGCUAUAGGGAAAGAUCAUUCGAAACCAAAGUAUUCUAAAGGCUCUGAAGUUAUACCAUAUGCUUUUGUACCUCAAGAUCUCCACGUUGAUCCUUAGUUGGAAAAAAAAUGAUA
This is a messenger RNA of Paramecium pentaurelia, 485 nucleotides long. The record is from the annotation of a GenBank genome assembly. Lineage: Eukaryota; Ciliophora; Oligohymenophorea; Peniculida; Parameciidae.